Funneliformis caledonium is the source of this 1431-nucleotide messenger RNA. The record is from the annotation of a GenBank genome assembly. Lineage: Eukaryota; Fungi; Glomeromycota; Glomeromycetes; Glomerales; Glomeraceae.
AUGGGAUCAAGACUACCAGCAGAUUGCCUACGCGAGAUAUUCGAAUUUUUACAUGAUGACACAAAGUCUUUACAUUCCUUUCUACUCAUAAACCGACUUUGGUGCGAAACAACAGUUCCGAUCCUUUGGAGGAAUACGAGAAAUUGGUUAUCGAAUUCUCAUUUCAAUGAUAAAUCAACUCAAAUUCUUUUCACCACAUUGUUGUCUUGCCUUCCGGAAGAUUCGAAAAAACUCUUAUCUGACAACGGAAUCAUAAUUCCACCUCCAACCGCGCAACCACCAUUAUUUGAAUAUGCGGCAUUUUGUCGUCGGUUAUAUUAUAAUGAUAUAUGUUACAUUGUCGAAGUGGCAAUUGGGGAUCGUCAAUUAGGCAAUUCGAGAAAUUUAUAUGGCAAACAUCUUAUCAAACAAGAAAUGUUUCGAAUGUUUUUAACUCGAUGUUCGACAAUUGAUUUCCUUGAUAUUUCUGAUCGAAAUGUACCCGAUUUACCUUUGCCAUAUUUUGCGGGAGCCGAAACAAGUUUAUCGCAUUUGUGUGAAUUACGAUGUAACAUGGAAAUUCCUCCAUCAAUAUUUUAUCGUAUGGCUCAAAUUUGUAGGAAUAUUGAAUCAUUAUUUAUUGGAUAUUAUCCUUUUGAUAAUGAUGGUUUAGCUACUUUAAUUGAGGUUCAAAAAAGGUUAAAAAAUUUCGAAUGUCAAUCUCAAAUACGUUAUACCGAAACAUUGGAAGAUAAGCCACCAUAUGUAAAUAUAGCUUCCGCUUUAGCGACUUGUUCUAAUACGUUAACGAACCUAACAUUCGGAGGGGAUUUAAUAUGUAUUCCAUCAUCUACUAUAGCAGAAAUUGUUAAUUUACAAGUAUUAAAAUUGGAUUUUAAUCAUUUUAAUCGUAAUUUGAAUGAAGAAAUUUUGGAAAGUUUAGAAUUCACGGCAUUCCCGAACCUUAAAAUGUUAAAAAUGGGAGGAAUACUUGCACCUUUAAUUAUGUUGGGAAGAUUAAUAAGAAGGACGAGAAAUAAUCUUGAAAGUAUUUCAUUACAUGGUUGGUCAAAACCCGACCCCAAACCAAUAGGAACGUUUAAUAGAGUCGUGGCUCAAUACGCUCCCAAAUUAAAAUAUCUUACCACUUGCCUUGAUAAUCCACUCGAUGGUGACCUUUUAUUUGAAAUGUUGGGAAAUUUAUGUCAUGAAAAAUUUUCCAAAUUACGAAUAGCAGGAAAAUGGACUUUUACCCCUAAAGGAUUAAAAAAAUUUUUUGAAAAAAGAAAGAAAAAGAAAAGAUCUUUUUCGUUAUAUAUCUGUGAUUGUUAUGAUGAAGUUGAUAGUUGUAUUGAAAUAACAAAAAGUCAUAAUCAAGUUAUUGAAAGGUAUAAGGCUGAAGGUAUAUUGAAAAAUUACAAAAUAGAAUAUGAUUUUACUGGGGACUUUUAA